Messenger RNA from Sorex araneus (European shrew), 3092 nucleotides. Its product is annotated as kinesin-like protein KIF23. Lineage: Eukaryota; Metazoa; Chordata; Mammalia; Eulipotyphla; Soricidae. Gene Ontology annotation, cellular component: kinesin complex; nucleus; microtubule. The record is from RefSeq and is a predicted model, not a curated record. Gene Ontology annotation, biological process: microtubule-based movement. Gene Ontology annotation, molecular function: ATP binding; microtubule binding; microtubule motor activity.
AUGAAGCCGGCGUGAGUGAGAACUAAGACACCCAGGAAACUGAUGGUGAAAAAAGGCUCCCAGACAAGCCUGAAAGACCCAGGUGGGGUGUACUGCCGGGUGCGCCCACUGGCCUUUCCUGACCAGGAGUGCUGCAUAGAGGUGAUCAACAACACGACCAUCCAGCUGCACACUCCGGAGGGCUACAGGCUCAACCUGAAUGGGGACUAUAAGGAGACGUGGUAUACUUUCAAACAGGUAUUCGGAACGUACACCACCCAGAAGGAGCUGUUUGAUGUUGUGGCGAAUCCCUUAGUAGACAACCUUAUUCAUGGCAAAAAUGGUCUCCUUUUCACAUAUGGCGUCACCAGCAGUGGAAAGACACACACCAUGACCGGCUCCCCAGGGGAGGGAGGACUGCUUCCUCGCUGCUUGGGCAUGAUCUUCAAAAGCAUAGGCCGGUUUCAAGCUAAGUGAUAUGUUUUUAAAUCUAAUGAUAGGAACAGCAUGGACAUACAAUCUGAAAUUGAUGCUUUAUUAGAACGACAGAAAAGAGACACCAUGCCCAACCCAAAGACCCCCUCCAGCAAACGACAAGUAGAUCCAGAGUUUGCAGAUAUGAUAAAUGUACAGGAAUUUUGCAAAGCAGAAGUUGAUGAAGACAGUGUUUAUGGUGUAUUUGUCUCCUAUAUCGAAAUAUAUUACAAUUAUAUCUAUGAUCUUUUGGAAGAGACGCUGUUUGAUCCCAUAAAGCCAAAAAUUCCUCAAUCUAAAGUGCUUCGUGAAGAUAUGAACCGUAACAUGUAUGUUGCAGGAUGUACAGAAGUAGAAGUAAAAUCAACAGAGGAGGCCUUUGAAGUUUUCUGGAGAGGCCAGAAGAAGAGGUGCAUUGCGAACACGCACUUGAAUCGUGAGUCCAGCCGUUCACAUAGUGUAUUCAACAUUAAAUUGGUUCAGGCGCCCUUGAAUGCAGAUGGAGACAACGUCCUACAGGAGAAAGAACAAAUCUCUAUAAGCCAGAUGUCCUUGGUAGAUCUCGCUGGAAGCGAAAGAACUAACCAGACAGAAGCAGAAGGAAAUAGGUUACGUGAAGCAGGAAACAUUAAUCAGUCACUGAUGACGCUGAGGACCUGCAUGGAGGUCCUGAGAGAGAAUCAAAUGUGUAGAACCAACAAGAUGGUUCCGUACCGAGACUCAAAGUUGACCCAUCUGUUCAAGAACUACUUUGAUGGGGAAGGACAAGUGCGCAUGAUCGUGUGUGUGAACCCGAAAACUGAAGAUUAUGAAGAGAGCCUGCAAGUCAUGAGAUUUGCAGAGGUGACUCAAGAAGCCGAAGUGACAAGACCAGCAGACAAGGCUAUCUGUGGUCUGACACCUGGAAGACGGUACAGAAACCAGGUUUGGGCUGGUCCAGUCGGAGACGGGAUCACUGCUGACAGUGCUCAGGGGACCGUGUGUGGUGCCAGGGAUGGAACCAGGGCCAGCUGCAUGCAAGAACUGCUGGUUACAGAUGUGGUUCUACAGAGCUUUCCACCAUUACCUUCCUGUGAGAUUCUGGACGUCAAUGAUGAGCAGACUCUUCCCAAACUGAUUGAAGCAUUAGAGAAACGACACCACCUACGGCAGAUAAUGGUCGAUGAGUUUAACAAACAAGCAACACAUUUUAAAACUUUGUUGCAAGAAUUUGACAGUACUGUUUUAAAUAAAGAAAACUACAUUCAAGGAAAACUAAAUGAAAAAGAAAAGGUGAUCUCAGAACAGAAAUUGGAAAUAGAACAACUGGAGAAGAAAAACAGAACUUUAGAAUAUAAGAUUGAAAUCCUAGAGAAAACAACUACUAUAUAUGAAGAAGAUAAACGCAAUCUGCAACAGGAACUUGAAACACAGAAUCAAAAACUUCAGCGGCAAUUUUCCGCUAAGAAGAGAUUGGAGGCCAGGUUGCAGGGCAUGGUGACAGAAAGGACGAUGAAAUGGGAGAAGGAAUGCGAACGUUGGGUGGCAGCCAAACAGUUGGAGAUGCAAAACAAACUCUGGGUCAAAGACGAAAAGCUGAAACAAUUGAAGGCAAUAGUCACUGAGCCUAAAGCCGAGAAGCCAGAGACACCCUCUCGGGAGCGGGACCGAGAAAGAGUCACUCAGAGAUCUGUUUCUCCGUCUCCAGUCCCUCUUUCUAGUAACUAUAUUGCUCAGAUUCCGAACGGCCAGCAACUCAUGAGCCAGCCACAGCCACAUAGGCUCUCUAACUCUUGCAGCAGCAUUUCUGUAGCUUCCUGUAUUUCCGAAUGGGAGCAGAAAAUUCCCUCCUACAACACGCCUGUCAGUGUCACAUCCAUUGCGAGGCGUAGGCAGCAGGAGCCAGGACAAAGUAAAACUUGUAUGGUGUCAGACAGAAGGCGAGGGAUGUACUGGACUGAAGGCAGGGAGGUGUUCGUUCCCACGUUCAGGAAUGAGCUAGAAGUAGAAGAGGAUCGUCUCCGAAGGACUGCACCACCAAUCCGUCACCGACACAGGCGAUCACGCUCUGCGGGAGACAGAUGGGUAGAUCAUAAGCCUGCCUCUACCGUGCAAACUGAGACAGUCAUGCAGCCACAUGUCCCUCACGCCAUCACAGUCUCUGUUGCAAACGAAAAGGCACUAGCUAAGUGUGAGAAGUACAUGCUGACCCACCAGGAACUAGCCUCCGAUGGGGAGAUUGAGACUAAACUGAUAAAGGGUGAUGUUUAUAAAGCAAGGGGCGGUGGACAGUCUGUUCAGUUUACGGAUAUUGAGACAUUAAAACAAGAAUCACCAACUGGUCGGAAACGAAGAUCUUCCGCAGUAGUGCCUGCCCCGCCAGACGGGACCGAGUCUGAGUGGACCGAUGUGGAAACAAGGUGCUCUGUGGCUGUGGAGAUGAGAGCAGGCUCUCAGCUGGGACCUGGGUAUCAGCACCAUGCACAACCCAAGCGCAAGAAGCCAUGAACUGACCAUCUCAGUUGUGAGACGUUUCCAUCUGCGCUGGUGCUGUCUGUCUGCGGAACCAUGCUGGACUAGCUUUGCUGCCUCUCACGUACCUCAGCACACCGCACACUGGCCUAGAUCAAAGAUCCCCUGCUGUUCCGAGACAGCUAUGA